Messenger RNA from Daphnia magna, 1232 nucleotides. Its product is annotated as speckle-type POZ protein-like. Gene Ontology annotation, biological process: regulation of proteolysis; proteasome-mediated ubiquitin-dependent protein catabolic process. Gene Ontology annotation, molecular function: ubiquitin protein ligase binding. The transcript has a single exon. The record is from RefSeq and is a predicted model, not a curated record. Lineage: Eukaryota; Metazoa; Arthropoda; Branchiopoda; Diplostraca; Daphniidae. Gene Ontology annotation, cellular component: cytoplasm; nucleus. Bases 89 to 1087 code for a protein of 332 amino acids.
UUGGCCAAGCUCAGUUGAAAUAAAGACGUGCUGUACGAAACGAAUCGCGCCAGGAAACUGGAGCUGCAACCCUCCGCUGGAUUGAAGCAUGUCCUUCAGUGCCAGCGUUUCCAAACAAAGCGAGACUCUCGUCACCGUGAACUGGAAUUGCAACCACGCGCCGGAAAUACAAAAAUCUGGCCCUCAUCAGGUGAAUCGCACGCACGGAUAUUCGUACACCUACUAUUUUGAGUUGCAAUGCAACUUGUCGUGGGUUCCUAAAAUCGGUCCCAAUCAGACCCCCCAAAAAAACAGCUUCCAGUUUCUUCUGACAAAACGACCCGGCCAAAAUGAUGGAUCGAAUCCAACCAAUGACGGCGAUGCUAUACCGGAUUACUAUCGUCUACCGUGCGACAUGUGGUUGACUCUUAGCAACGUUGGGACCAAACAUUUUUUAAAAAAAUGUCCUGUAAAUCGAUGGAAAUCGAAAAAAAUUUCGAUUCCGACUCCAUCGCAUUAUAGCGCCUUUAGUGGUGUUCUUUCGAUCAAAUUCAACUCCAUCGGUAUUGGCGAACUGAACGCUGUCAGACGCAUGGCGGAGCUACUUGUCCAGCAAACACGGUGCGACGUCCAAUUCAUUUUUGAAAGCGGUCGCCGCAUCGGCGGCCACGUUGCCAUCCUAUCGGAAUCCAGUCCCGUAUUCGAAGCCAUGUUCACCAACGACAUGGUGGAGGCUAAAACGGGCCAAGUCGUCAUCGCCGACAUCCACGCAGACACUUUUAAAGAGCUCCUGCAUUACAUUUAUGCCGGCCAUACUUGCACUCCGUUGACUGAACACACGGCCCAGUCAUUGUACGUGGUGGCCGAGAAAUACGACAUUCAAGAUCUACGAAAGGAGUGUUUAGAAUUUCUACUGUCCCACAUACAAAUGAAUAAUGCCAUCAACUUGAUGAUCUGGGCCGAUGGCCAUUCGAUCGACGAAAUUAAGCAGGCGGCUCUGAAAUUUGUGGCUGAAAAUUUCAGAACAAUUUGUUCAACGACCGAGUGGGAGAUCUUAGUGAAACAUCAUCCCGAGCUUUGUCUCCUCGCCACUCGAAUGAUGAAAUAAACAUCUCCCGAUUGCGGUAAUAGCCCCCCCCCCCAUUUUUGUAUACGACACAAUUUUCUUUCCAUUGGUUUUUUAUGCAACCCACGUUGAAUUUCAUUUGCAAAUGUCUGAUGAAAAUAAAGAGCCAAAUUCAUAUUCAAAAGAA